CGUAGCAGAAGAAAGACAUGUGCAGCAGCAGCAGCAGGCAGACGCUCAUUUCCUCCUCCAUCAGGUUCCCGCCGCCUCAUCAUGGCUCUCAACAUCCCCGGAGUGGCCGUGAUGAUGCUUUUCUACCUGCUGGUCCUCGGGAUCGGCAUCUGGGCUUCGGUCAAGUCCAAGAAAGAGGCCAAGAAAUGCCGGGGGGAUAAGACCGAGAUGGCGCUGCUGGGGAACCGGGGCAUCAACCUGGUGGUCGGCAUCUUCACCAUGACAGCUACGUGGGUAGGAGGAGGAUUCAUCGUGGGCACAGCUGAGGCCGUCUACAACCCCUCUAUGGGGCUGAUCUGGGCAGUGAUGCCGAUAACAGCAACAAUGUGUUUCAUAAUUGGUGGCUUCUUCUUCGCCGAGCCGAUGCGGAACAACAAGUAUGUGACCAUGAUGGAUCCCUUCCAUAUCAAGUAUGGGAAAGUUCCGACAGCGGCUCUGUCGGUGGCCUGUCUCAUAUCAGAGAUCAUGUGGGUGACAGGAACGCUCAUCGGAUUAGGCGUUACCAUGAGUGUGAUCCUGGAUUUGUCCUACACUGUGAGCAUCUGGAUAUCUGCUGCUGUGGCCAUCACCUACACGCUGCUGGGAGGCCUCUACUCUGUGGCCUACACAGACAUCAUUCAGCUCGUCCUCAUUUUCAUCAGCUUGUGGCUGUGUGUCCCCUUCGCUCUGACGAGUCCUGCAGUCUUGGACAUCACAGAGACGGCCUUCAACCGAACCUUCCAGACCCCCUGGGUGGGUUCCCUGGAGGCAGACAGAGCGUGGAGGUGGAUUGAUAACUUUUUACUUCUGGGUUUGGGGAACCUGGGUCUGCAGAAUUUUCACCAAAGGACGCUUUCUGCUGUGUCCUCAGCUACAGCCAAGAUCACCUGCUUUGCUGCUGCAUUUAUCGUUCCCACGUUAGGAAUACCGCCCAUUCUCCUGGGAGCAGCUGCUGCAUCAACAAACUGGAAUCUGACCUCCUACGGAUCUCCGUCUCCCUUUGAACGCGGGGAGACUGGUCUCGUCCUGCCAAUUGUCCUGCAGCACCUCACCCCCAACUAUAUCUCCAUCGUCGGCAUCGGAGCGGUGGCAGCCGCCGUGAUGUCGUCGACGGACUCAGCUUUACUGUCUGCGGCCUCCAUCUUCACCUCCAACAUCUACAAGACCAUCCUGAGGACACAGGCGUCCGAGCACGAGAUCCAGUGGGUGAUCCGGCUGUCUGUGAUAGUGGUGGGCCUGGCUGGUACGUCGCUCACCUUCCUGGACAACAGUGUCCUCAUGAUCUGGAUCCUGCGCUCGGAUCUCACGUACACCCUCAUGCUACCUCAGCUCGUCUGCGUCCUCUUCUUCAGCGUCUCCAAUGGUUACGGGGCCGUUUUGGGCUGCGUUACUGGAAUCCUGCUGCGGGUGCUCUGCGGGGAGCCGCAGCUCGGCAUACCGGCCGUCCUCCAAUUCCCAGGAUGCACUCUGGAAAACGGAGUCUACGUCCAGCGCUCGCCAAUCAGGACCAUCUGCAUGCUGUCCGCUGUAUUUUCCAUAUUGCUGUUCUCCUAUCUGGCAUCCGUGCUCUUCAACAGGGGCCUGAUUCCUGAGAAGUGGGACGUUUUUAACGUAAAAGGUCAUUAUUCGGCACAAGAUGGCCACAAACCUGUCACUACGGACCACAACUUGAAUGAUCAAACCGAGGAGAGGAAAGAGUGCGAACAACUAAAGUUAGAGACCAAAUUUUAGAGAUUGAUGUCCUACGAUACGCAGUUUGAUAUCUUUUGAAACAAUGAUUUCACGUUGGUUUUAGUUGUUGGAGCCUAGUUGAUAUUUUUAGCAGUUUGCAUUAUUUGAAUGCAGUAACGGGAAAACCAAAACAUAUGCUUUUUGUUAAAAGAGCCCAACAUUUCUGCAGUUUUAUGCAGCAGUGAAAUGUUAAAUCCUGGAUUACUAAACACGUAAUAAUUGGUUCAAAUCGGUCAUGUUUAGUGGAAAAAAAACUCCCAAAUAAGACUUUAGUGACACAUUUGAAUUUGGAUUUAAAAAAAAAGAUACUCAUUAGGCCUGUAUAACACUAUAAAUUAUUGGCUUUCUGUAUUUAGUAUAUGAACUGUCAUAGCUAGCACUAGCUUGCACUAACGUAGGCUAAUGUUAGCUUAAGUGGGAAAAACAUUCUGUGGCGUAACAAGUCAACCUGUAUCAGCAUCGUUUUGUCAUUUCACCAUCUUUUAAGUUCGUGGUGUGGAAGAGUUUUGGUGAGGUCUGUUCAGAUUGUUGGUUCAAAAUGGCGGUCUGUAAAGAAUGACGAGGCUCCUCUGGUCUCCUCUCUAACCGUAUAGCCGUACAGUUUCUGACUCGUUGUUUGGUUUGAAAAAAACGCCUCAACUUUAGUCCUAACAGCAUCCAACUCAGAAUUUAGGUCAUAGAAAUAAGCCAGCUGUUUAGAGCUUGUUUAUGUUGUUAUCUCAGACUUUUUGUCUACCUUAUGUUCAAAAUACAGUAAAACAUGCUGGCUAUAUGAGCUGCAGGUAGGUUUUAAAGAUCCCCUUUUUUGCACUAAUGUCGGUGACUGUCCGCUAGAAAAUCAUGCCAGAUCACAAGACCUGACAUUUUUCUGUAAGAACUGAAGAAAAAAAUCUGAUGCACUGAUGCGACCUGUAGUUGCAGACUUUUAAUUUUAGCAACAAGUUAGAAGUAAUGGCUGCUAAACCGUCGGCUACAAAAAGCAAGCAGGAUUAGCUUUGAUGGGUAAACUCAUGCGUUAACAAUGGAUUAAACCCUGGGAGCUUGCUGGGAUGUAAUGGGGAGUUCCUUUCUGAUGACAGACAUCAAUUCAUUUUUAAUGUCCAAGUUAAAAAUACUAACAGGAAUAAUAGACUUGAAAAGUUUGGGGUGUAUCACGAAAGCACAGCUCAAAAUCCAAAAUGGCUGCCAACUUAUAAAUGGCUUGUAAUGGUAGAGCUAGUCUGACGACCCCAAAGCGCUUUACACUACAUUCACACCCUGACGGUGGUGAGCUGUGUUAGUAGCCACAGCUGCCCUGGGGCAGACUGACAGAGGCAAGGCAGCCAUACAUCGGGCCCUCUGGGUGAAGAGUCUUUCCCAGUGACUGAGAUGGUUGGAACGGGGGAUUGAACCAGCAACCUGCCAACUGCAGGACGAACUCCUGCGCCACUCUCUCCCCAAUGUAGUGAUAGCCGGCAUACCAGUUAUUGUUUUUAAAAACUCUCACUAAGGUAUGUGUCUGUUUAUAUCGGUCACAUGUAUGCAGUACUGUACAAUCUGUAGAGAAGGAGCUGCUAUAGACAGUGAAUGGAGAAAAUGCCGCUGAGCAUAACAAUUAGCAAACCCCACUGCUUUUUCAACCUCCAGCGGGCACAGUUAAGUUGACAGCGAUCCGGGUUCUGACUUUUGAGGUAAACUGCAACAAAAAGAAAUAAAAAACACCUUGACACCAAAACAUAGGAACUCUAUUGGUUUGGCAACAACUAGUUUUGCUAAACUGUUAAACCGGUGACUUUAUUGUCUGUGUUAAUGGAUUUUUAUGGCUUCUUAAGUGUCUGCUUAAAUAUUUAGUUUUUGUUUAAAAUUCACUUUUUUUUCUUUUUCUUUUUUUUUUACUGUUGUUUACCUUUCCAACUUUUAGAUAUUUUUAAUAUUAAAAAAAUGUAUCAGUGGCCAUUUUUAAUAUGGUCAGUUUGCCUUUUCACAAAUCGGUACCUUCUGAAAGUUUUGAUCUUUUCUGACCCCAAAAAAAAAAAGGGCCAUCUGCCUUUGGGUAUUUCGCACCCACCAGGCGGCAGUUCUUAUCUCGCAGGAGGAUGUUUAAUUCCCGCUUUAGUCAAACAAUGAUUUUAAUUAUAUUUGUGUAAACAGCUGAGUCUACUGUAAGGAAAUGUGACCCAGAUAGUUAUUAUAUAUCAGAAGGAGGUGGUUAUUUUAUUUUGAUCGGAAGUUGCAAUAUUUCAUAUUUUGUAGGAGUCAGUGGAACAAAAUUUGGGAUCAGGUCCAUGGUCAUUGGAAAUACAGUCAAUUUUAUAGUUUUCAGGGAAAUCUGAAAUUAAAUCAAAUUACAUGUGAGAUUUGAACAUUUCUAUUUAUCUCCAUAAUUUAUCACAGUCCUUGACUUCCAAGAGAAAUAAAAGGACUCGAUGGUAAGGUAUAUGGGUAUGAAAUGAGAUAUAAAGUGGCAAAUUGACCUGAAUCCGUUUAACACACGAGGAAAAAAAAUGAAUGUAAUGAUUGAAUAAUAAAAUAAUUUACAAAACAAGAUGUCACCUAGACAACAGCACCACAUAGGUCAUCUGUAUAAAUGUACUGAUCAUGCUGGGGUCCAUCAUACGGGCAAUAUAAAUGCCUAAUUUUUCUGUUCCCCUUUCUCCCUGUUCCUUCUGUACCUCAAUGGGGUAAGCCAUUCGCUCUUGUCGAUGGACAUGUUUGAUUUUAUUAAAAUAGAAGUCAUUAAUGAGACUGUGGUUCCAAACCAGAA
Molecule: messenger RNA, 4492 nt
Organism: Fundulus heteroclitus (mummichog)
Lineage: Eukaryota; Metazoa; Chordata; Actinopteri; Cyprinodontiformes; Fundulidae
Product: high-affinity choline transporter 1
Exons: 8
Coding region: 82-1749 (555 amino acids)
Biological process (GO): acetylcholine biosynthetic process; transmembrane transport; choline transport
Cellular component (GO): plasma membrane
Molecular function (GO): choline:sodium symporter activity
Source: RefSeq, a predicted model, not a curated record